GGUACACUGAAGCAAUAAACACACACCCCAGGAGCAGCUUACGGACUGUACACGCAGGGCGGCCAUCGCCUCAUGCGCCAGAGCGCCUCCGUGACAGAGGACGGAGCAGGCGGGACGUCAUGUACGCGGGGGACAGGGGACCCACCCGGGCCGACUCUAAAUUCCCCGGCCUCUCGGCGCCGCUCCCGGUACCCCAACCCCUGCCAUGCAGUCAUUCCCGGCCCUUCCCGCCGCGCCAUUCCUGCCGUCCCCUCACGGCCGGCCCCGCCCCGCCCCGCCCUCGCUCGCCAUUGGCCGCGGGCAGCGCGGGGGGCGGGGCGUGCCGCGGCACAGCCGGCGCCUGCGCGAUGCUCCUUCGCCCCCGCCGGACCGGCUUCCCGCUCGCGGGGCUGCGCUUCCGGGUCGGCUCGGGAGCUCGGCCGCGUCUGCCGGGGCCGCCGGGGAGCGGGGCCGCCGCCGCCGCCCGCAGCCGCGGGGGUCGUGGGGGGAGCGGCGGCAUUGCGCGGCAGGGCGGCGAGAGGGCCGCGGGGAGGCGGCGGCGGCGGCGGCCCCCUGCGAGGCCUGGUCUGGCCCGCCGCCGCCGCCGCUCGGCCGAUGCGCCCGGAGCCAUGGACAAGAUCCUGGAGGGGCUGGUGAGCUCCUCGCACCCGCUGCCGCUGAAGCGGGUGAUCGUGCGGCGCGUGGUGGAGUCGGCCGAGACGCCGCUGAGCCAGGCGCAGUGCCGCGCCAUGUUCGCGCUGGGCACCCGGCUGGUGCUGCAGGGCCCCGACCCCUUCCAGCGGCAGGUGGGGCGGCAGGUGCUGGACGCCUACGGCCGCUUCCACCGCGCCGAGUUCGAGGCGUUCUUCAACCGCGGGCUCGUCCUCGGCCUCCUGCAGCGAGGCUACGGCGAGCUGAGCAACCGCGACCCCGCCAUCCUCGACUACAUCCAGGCGGGGCUGCGGCUCAUCAUGAGCUGCCCGUCGGUGCUGGAGCUCUUCGAGCUGCUGCAGGUGGAGGCGCUGCGGCUGGUGUGCGAGCGGCCGGCGCCGCCGCUCUGCGCCCGCCUCUGCCAGCUGCUGGGCGACUUCCCGCAGUGCCUGCCCCGCGGCAGGAAGCUCUCGCUCGCCUUCUGCCAGCAGCUGGUGCGCAGCAUCGCCCACUUCCAGAGCCAGGGCACCCGCGAGGCCGAGCUGCGCCUCUACGUGUCGCAGGUAACGCAGGUCAGCGCGCUGCUCCGGAGCGUCUGGAAGGCCGAGCCCGACACGCUGCUGCCCUCGCUGCAGGAGCUGUUCGCUGUCAUCUCCGCCGCGGACACUUCGUUUGAGCCUUCUGUUGCACUGGCAAGUCUUGUGCAGCACAUACCAUUGCAGAUGAUUACAGUACUCAUCAGGAGCCUUACUACAGAUCCUAAUGUGAAAGAUACAAGUAUGACUCAAGCUCUGUGCAGAAUGAUUGACUGGCUGUCCUGGCCUCUGGCUCAGCACGUGGAAACAUGGGUGAUUGCACUGCUGAAAGGAUUGGCUGCAGUCCAGAAAUUUACCAUCCUCAUUGAUGUCACUCUACUUAAGAUCGAAUUGGUCUUUAAUCGACUUUGGUUUCCUCUAGUGAGGCCUGGUGCCCUUGCUGUCCUUUCCCACAUGUUACUUAGUUUCCAGCAUUCUCCAGAAGCUUUUCAUUUGAUUGUCCCACAUGUGGUCGGUUUGGUUCACUCCUUCAAAAGAGAUGGCUUGCCUUCCAGCACAGCCUUUUUGAUGCAGUUGACUGAGUUGAUACACUGUAUGAUGUAUCAUUAUUCAGGUUUUCCUGAGCUCUAUGAACCCAUUCUGGAAGCUAUUAAGGAUAUGCCCAAACCCACUGAAGAGAAGAUUAAGUUGAUCCUCAAUCAGAGUGCCUGGACUUCUCAAUCCAGUUCUUUGCCAUCUUGUUUAUCUAGACCUUCUGGAAAAUCUGAAACUGGGAAGACAGGCCUAAUAAAUCUAGGAAAUACUUGCUACAUGAACAGUGUUAUUCAGGCACUUUUUAUGGCUACAGAUUUCAGAAGACAUGUUUUAUCUCUGAAUCUAAAUGGCUGUAAUUCCCUAAUGAGAAAAUUACAGCAUCUUUUUGCAUUUUUGGCCCAUACCCAGAGGGAGGCAUAUGCUCCUACAAUUUUCUUUGAAGCUUCCAGACCGCCAUGGUUCACUCCUCGAUCCCAGCAGGAUUGUUCGGAAUAUCUCAGAUUCCUGCUAGACAGGUUGCAUGAAGAAGAGAGAACUUUGAAAGCAUUGUCUUCAGCCAAGAGUUCUGCAAGUAUUACGACUGACAAGUCCCAGGCACAAGAAACUGCCCAUAAAACACAAGGAUUUACUGAAGCAUCUUGUAUGGAAAGUGAAGAAAGAACGCUGAUAGAGAAGAUGUUUGGAGGAAAAUUGAAGACUAACAUAUGCUGUUUGAACUGCAAAAGUAUGUCUCAAAAGGAAGAAGCUUUUACAGAUCUCUCUUUGGCUUUCUGUCCCCCAACUUCCUUGGAGAAUGUUGACCCAAAAUGCAUAGAACAUUCUGAAGUGAAAGAUGACUACAUGGUGCAAAGUAAUACUUCAGCAACCAGUCCUGUUGCAGAAACACCUCUCAGUAAUUUGGAAGUAAAUCAUGGAUGUGACACAAUAAUGAAUGAAGGAACCAUAGAAGAUGUUUCUAGUGAGCCAAGCUCUGAGAAUACCACAAUUUCUGAACUCAAAGUUGAAAAUAAUGGGGAUAUGUCUCAGAGUCUAGUAGGUAAAAAUACCCUGUCAGUUACAGACUUACUCAAUUAUUUUCUGGCACCUGAGAUCCUUAGUGGAGACAACAAAUAUUAUUGUGAAAAGUGUGCCUCUCUACAGAAUGCUGAAAAAACUAUGCAAAUCAUUGAGGAACCUGAAUACCUCAUUCUCACUCUUUUGAGAUUUUCAUAUGAUCCAAAGUGUCACAUAAGGCGCAAAAUCUUGGACAAUGUUUCUCUACCACUUGUAUUGGAACUGCCAGUGAAAAGAGCAACAUCCCCUUUAGCCGUCGUUUCGGGAGGCUGGUCUGUUGGUGUGGAGAUUUCUGAUACUGGAGAAAACCUUGCUAAAAAACUGAAGCCCUCUGGUGCUGAUGAAGUGAUCUGCCCACAAUUGGUGCCCUAUGUGUUGAGCUCUGUGGUGGUGCAUUCUGGUGUAUCCUCUGAAAGUGGACAUUAUUAUUCAUAUGCUAGAAAUGUUACUGGGUCAGGGUCUUCGGGACUCUGCCACCAGUCUACAGCUCUUUCUUUAGUUUCUCCUCAGGAUAAGUUGUUUACAGAGGAGAGUCCUUGUACUGUUGUAGAAAAUGAGCUGGACGCUGAGAUGCCAAGAGAAUGGUUUCUGUUCAAUGACAGCAGAGUGACAUUUACCUCAUUUCAGUCAGUCCAGAAAAUCACCAGUAGAUUUCCAAAGGACACUGCUUAUGUUCUGUUUUACAAAAAACAGAACAGCACCUGUGGCUUCAACACCAAUCCAGCAAAUGGCCUCUGGGUAAAUGGAGACCCUCCUCUACAAAAAGACCUCAUGGAUGCAAUUACAAAAGAUAACAAACUGUACUUGCAGGAACAAGAGCUUAGUGCUCGAACUCAAGCACUUCAAGCUGCCUCGGCCUCUUGCUCUUUCCGACCCAAUGGAUUUGAUGACAAUGAUCCCCCAGGAAGUUGUGGGCCCGCGGGUGGAGGAGGAGGGGUGCAGAUAAUAUUUUUAGGAAUUGGGUGUAAAAGUGCUUCAACAGACACAUCAAAAGACAACACGGGAAAGAGGGACAGUGGGUGAUGACGGAGAAGAGCUGGUACUGAACUGAAAUGGGACAAAUGCAGAAAGGACAGCACGGCUCUGUUCUGAUUUAAAAGUUGCACAUGUUCCACCAAAGGAUACUUUGUCAACAAUGCCUUGUGUUAUCUGAGCCUGAUCCUUCAGAAGUUUCCACUGCACCAUUAUAUCCAUUUAUAUUUUGAAGGAGAAAUAUCUCAGCAGGCUUGUGGAAAGUAGGCUGCUGAGGAGCAUAUUUCAGGUUGACAUUAAAAAAGGGAAUUCAGCAGCAGGAUAUGUGAUUGUGCAAGCAGCAGUAGUAUCAUACAGCAUCCUUGAGGCCAGUGGUCUCCAAACUUUCUGAUUGCACAUCCAUAUCACUAAAAACUCUUGCGUGUGCACCCACUAUGUAUAUUUAUUAAUUUAUAAAUAAUAUAUGUACUACUAUACUAAUUUAUUAUGUACAUACACAGGAGUAGAAAUUGAAAAAGUAUGAGAGAAAAGUGAAAUAAAGACUAUUUUUAAAUUACUUAAAAUUUCAUUUGUUAAUUUUGCAAAAUAUGUUUUCUUCUUGCACCCAAAUGGGCUGUCUCUUGGGGUGCAUGCACCUCACUUUGGAGACCACUUUAGGAUAUAGUCUUGGAAAGAGUUUUAACUUGAUGGGAACAUGUAUCAAAACUGACCAGUUUCUAAUGACAGUUUCUUUUACUCUGUGAAUAUAGACUGUUGUCCUUAACUGUGCUGCAUGACUCAGUUUUGGAUCUCUGUUUAUUCAGAGUUCUUACAAAAUUUGGUCCAAGAGCUGUGAACUGUUUUGCUGUUUGUUUUCCUGCAGUGUGCAUUAAAUGACAAAACAGGAGGUGUCAGCCUUAAGUGGUUUGCAGAAAUGCAAAGCCUUUCCAGUUUGGAGGGGAGGGCAUGUCCCCUGUCAAACACAGGGAUGUGUUAGUACUUGGCUUCAAAGAUUAGUACCAUUUUUGAACCAACUUGCCCUUUCUCAAAUGUUCACUAAAGAAUUGCAAUAUUUAGUACUCAGCCUCUCAGAAGAAAGUAAUUAAUUUUCUUGCUCUAUCUUUCCUGAUGUUUAUUUUACUGAUCUACAGUUGAGACCAUAUUUGCAGUAUGGCUGUGCUUAAAUCUUGUGAACUGGCAUAAAUUUUUAAUAAGAUUUCAUAUCAUUUUUUAAAAAUUGAUGGGGCAAAAAGACUGUACAUAUGUUGGGCUGCAUAAGGAAAUCAAAAUACACAUCUUUUAAAUGUCUCAAAAGGUGUCUCAAAGUAUGUAAGUUUUCUUGUGUUUGACUGGAGAGGCGAUAGAUGUUCUAGUAAAAUAUAACAAUGGUGAUUUGGGAUUUUUUAAUUGUCUAUUUUACCUGUAAAUCUCAGCUUGAAGGAUCUCACACAAAAACAUGGAAAAUAAGUCAUCUGAGAACUCUUGAUGGUCCAGCUCUAUCUGAAGAACAAAGUAGCUGGAUUUGCUGUGUAUUUACAAUGCAGUGAUUAUGACAGUGUUUCAUCUGACUUGUCUUCUCAAUUGGUGAUACUUCAAUCUUCAAAGAAGAUUAAAUAACUUCGAUUUGUUGAAAUAAUAAAGGACAUCAUAGUUGGUUAAAAUGUAGCCUUUCUCAAUGAACAUGGAAGUUAUGGCACAGAAACAUUCAGGCCUUCUGUAAAUAAAGACAUGAUUCUCAAAAGC
Messenger RNA from Passer domesticus (house sparrow), 5447 nucleotides. RefSeq names its product ubiquitin specific peptidase 38 (gene USP38). The transcript is spliced from 11 exons. Gene Ontology annotation, biological process: ubiquitin-dependent protein catabolic process; protein deubiquitination. Bases 120 to 3776 code for a protein of 1218 amino acids. The record is from RefSeq and is a predicted model, not a curated record. Gene Ontology annotation, cellular component: cytosol; nucleus. Gene Ontology annotation, molecular function: cysteine-type deubiquitinase activity. Lineage: Eukaryota; Metazoa; Chordata; Aves; Passeriformes; Passeridae.